Messenger RNA from Vitrella brassicaformis, 3112 nucleotides. NCBI's taxonomy places the organism in Eukaryota, Vitrellaceae. The record is from the annotation of a GenBank genome assembly.
AUAGGCACGCUGCCUCCUGCUUCCCAUGUGCAUCUGCGUGUACCUGGCAAUAAACCUUGCAUGUAAGGGAGGGACAGACGGAAGAGGGUUUCAUCGCGUCAAACCGGUCGUGUGCUUGGCGUGUAGGAAUUCGCCCAAUUUCCGUGGUCUAGCGCGGGCGGUUCCGGCCAGGCCUCCCAGCCAUGCCGCCAGGGCGACAUCCCCGCCGAUUCGUCGCCCGGAUCUCACUGAGCAACACACGGUAGAGCAAGCCGUCGCAUCGAAGCCCUCAGGCAGUGGUGGCGGCGCCGUGCAAGGGGGUGGGGAGAGUAGCGGGGUGGACGACGGCGGCCGGUCGGUGAGGGGACUGGGGGAGUCACGAGAGGGGGAGGGCUGCGACUACCGUCCCUCUCUUCGCACCAGCUAUCUCUCGCGUCAGGAGCCGACCCCGCCCCGCCAGAUACACCCCGACCCCCCCUCAGGAGGAGUGCAGUACCUGGACCCAGUGCAGAUGGGCUCGUACGAUCCGGUCGGGGAUGCCAUGCGUUUGUGGGGCCCCCCGCCCGACGACGAGAUGGUGUUCGACUUCGAGCUGGCCGAGAGAUACUUCGAAAAGAGGGAAGCAAUCCCCUUAGUAAGAUGGCAGUCAGAGAAGGAAAGAUGGCAUCGAAAUGCCAAAAAACAGAUACUCUUUCAUGUCUUGUGUGCCUGCAGCUCUAUCACGCAUAUCAGGCUACUCUUGAGACCUUAGAGCAGUCAUUCGUGAUGCGGCCGACUGGUGCAGCGCCCUCGUCCCAGCCCACCAGCCCUCCCCUCUUGCAGCCAGCCGAGCUCUUUGACAUGUCAUUGCCCAUCAGCAAGAUGGCCCGCAUGGCAAUGUCGACUAACGAUGCCACGCGAGCCGCUCUCCGCUCACACAUCGUCACCCCCACUCGGCAGCAGGAGCUGCUGGGCCACACCUCGGCGACCGUCACCAGCACGCUGCUCAACGGCGUCCAGCACCACAUCAACAAGGCCAUCAGGCGUCUCGGCUUGAAGGACGUCUUCGCCUUCGACAUUGCUGGUGACGUGGAGGGCGGCUUGAGGGUCGUCUGGCUGCUGGAGCAGGGCACCGGUGAGGAGUGGCGGGCGAUGGGACGGUUCCUUCGGAUGGCCUUCAUCUAUCGGCUGACCCCCGCCAAGUCGACGCGGCCCCUUCGGGUGUCGGCCGACUCGCUGUCCGCAGCAGCGACCUUGCACCAGCUGCCGAUCACAUUGGCGAUCUACAAGAUCAUCGGCCAGCAGCUUUCAGACAAUUGGACCAGCCUGGCGCUGCAGCAAGAUGACGAUGGGAACUAUCGGAUCGGCAAUGAAUCAUUUGGCGAUGAAUCAUUCCGUGUGGUGCCUCUGGGUGAGCUGGCGGGCGGCCAUCCCUAUGCCAACAGCUACAAGCGGACCGACCCCGUUAUUCUCUCGAGCCGCGACUCCCUCUACCCCUCCUUCUCGGCAUAUCUGCUGCGCAGACUGCUCAACUCGUGGCCCUCCAAGUUGGAGUCGGGCGGGAGGGAGGUGCUGUCAUUUCUGACCGACCGUGAUGACCUUCGAUGUCGCCGUCUGCAGAGGACUGAGGGCAUUACAGAGGAUCAGGGCAUCGCUGUCGACUACCGCUACUACCACGGGGAUGAUCUGAAUGCUGCUGAUGCGGGUGAGUAUCGUCAGGUGAUUGUGAGCGGCUUCCGACCCGACGAGACUAUAGCCGCCCACCUGACGGUGGAGGGGGGCUCCAUCCAGCUGUGGACGACCGAGGCAUCUGUUAGAGGUAAGCCAUUAUUACUCGCCCUGCGCUUCCCUGAGUCGACUGGUGCCGUCCGCCGUUUGCUGCGGCCAUUCGGUCUUGAGCGUGAUGUCAUCGACAGGGGGACCGUCCGACGGUGAUGGCAUGAGGGGGGAGUGCUGUCGGAUUGGUGGCGAUUGGGAGGUGUUAGGGUCUCUCUGACUGAGAAGGGGUGGAAUGGGACUGGGUGUGUUUGGACGGGUGAUGUGACUGAUUGUAAUGUGUGCCAUGCGUGGUUGGAUGCCGUACUCGUUUCUGUCAGACUCGAUGACUGAAUGGCUUCUCUCGCAUGAACGAGGAAGCAAACAGCACAGCUCAUCGGCAAAGUGAAACUCGGUUGAGGUGUGCUUGCGCCGCUCGACACACACUGACGAACAUGAAGCACGUGAGUUGAUGCACUCACAGGAAUUCACCACACACACACAGGAAGUCACCCCGAUCCCUACUCGCUGGGCUCACAGGCGGGGCUGCGGCGAUGUGUCUCUGUCUGUCUGUCUGUCUGUCUGGCACUGAGAUGCCCACAAAAGGGAGAGGGAUGACACUCGGAUGAAGGAAAACCGCACAGGACUGCACCUCACCGACCUCCAACGAUCACAGGUGAGCAGCGCGUGACGCACAUCCAGACAAGGGAUGGAAACACCCAAGCACAGUUUGACCAUCCCCCUCUCUCUCGUGUGCAUCUCAGCAGCCGCCCGGCAACCAAAGAGAGACCGACCCAGCCACACGCUGUUACUCUGAGAUCGCCGCCAGGCAAUUGAGAUGCCCACGAAGACCAAGACACGAUACCAGACAGAGCACAGCUGGCGACAGAAAAAUCUCUCUCUCUUUCCCACCUCACACACAUUGACAGCCAGGCCAAGCGACAGCGCCACUCGCGCCCAGCAGAUCGAAGAAGAUGGUAAGUGUUACACGCAAUACAUCACACCAGACAGACAGACAGCAGCAGUCGGCCGUCUUACUUCCUUUGUGUGCAUGUGACGUGCGCGUGUGGUGUCUGUCUGUGAGAUGCUCGACGGCCACCACACACAGAGAGUGAGAAUGAACCUCACUGUGUGACGUCACCAUCGACUGUCCGAUAGUCAGCACACCAACACUCGAUGCACAUCGAAGGGAACCGAACAGACCACCCCAUCUCUCUCUCUCCUUCCCACCUACACGCAGAAGGAAAUGCGCCAGGCGCCCAUCGGCACAGAGAGAGAUAGAGAGGCACAGCCACCCAUCCAUCUGCGUCAGUGUGGGUGUGGGUGUGGGUGUGGGUGUACCAGCAUAACAUACAGACGGUCGGUCGGGAAAAAGGACCCACAGAGGGGCCAAAUUGUG